This is a messenger RNA of Closterium sp. NIES-65, 2571 nucleotides long. The record is from the annotation of a GenBank genome assembly. Lineage: Eukaryota; Viridiplantae; Streptophyta; Zygnematophyceae; Desmidiales; Closteriaceae.
AUGGCGACGGAAAGCUCUUCGUCCGUCGCAUCAGCGGAGGUGUCGGGAGGGGAUCACGGAGGUCUCAAGGUCGGGUACCACACGGCGCAAGGCCUGCGCGACAGCAUGGAGGACCAUCUGGUCGUGAUCCGAGACAUUCCCGGCGGGUUUCUCUACGCCGGCAUCUUUGACGGCCAUGCGGGAAGCGCUUCCGCUCGAUUCCUAAAGGACGAGUUGUACAUCGACUGCAUGGACGCGUUAGAAGGAGGCGCGUUACUGUCGGACGAGGAUCUCGAUGCUGUGGAGGAAGCGCUUCAAGACGCCUUCAUUCAGGCGGACCAGAGGCUGCUGCAGUGGCUGGCGGAGCACAGUGAGGAGCCGGAGUCAGGGUCCACAGGCACGGUGGCGUUUGUGCGCAAGGAUCGCCUUUUCAUCGCUCACCUCGGGGACUCCCGCGCUGUGCUGGGGGUGGGUGGAGACACGGAGGACCUGUCUCAGGACCACAAGCCCCAUGGGGAGUCACCGAUUGCCAAGGCAGAGAUCAAGCGGAUUGAGAAGGCGGGCGGAUGGGUGAGUCAAGGCCGCGUGUGUGGAGUGGUGGCAGUGUCUCGUGCCUUUGGCAACGCCAACUUCAAGACACGACGCGAACAGAUGCUGUCAGAAGGUGUGAAGAAGGGCCGCUGGACCACCCGCUUCGUUUCCAAGCGCUCGUUUCAGAGCGAUUGGAUCUCUGCCGUGCCGGACGUGUAUGCUGCUGAGGUGGAGGAGGAUGCCGAGUUUGUCAUCAUUGCGUCCGACGGGCUCUGGGAGGGCGUGAAGAGCUCGGAAGCCGUGGCGUUUGUUCGAAGGGAGCUGGAAAGCCAUGGUGACAUUCAACAAGCAACAGACAACCUAGCCAGUUUUGCGCUUCAGGAUCGGAAAGGCGAGGACAACAUCAGCAUCACACGACAGAGCGCGCCGAAACAGGCUAGAGGCCGCAGCGUGAGUGGCGGAGGAGUGGACGGCGACACGUGGAGAGGGGGCUGGGAGAGGGGCGACGCGUGGAGAAUGGCCGGCAAGGCGAGUUCCGCGAAGCUGCGUGAGGCGUUCAAGUACUGCGUGGACCAAGUCAGGAAGCAUGACUCGGAGCACUACAUCGGAGCACUGUACAUGCCAGCACAACACAGGCCCACCCAAUUCGCGCUCAGAGCAUUCAAUGUGGAGACCUCAUUGAUCCCGGACAGGGCUCGGGAGCACCGCCUUGCCAUCAUUCGCCUCGCCUGGUGGAGAGACGCCCUCACCCGCCUCUUUCAGGGCCAGCCCCCGGAGGACCACCCAGUGCUGGUGGCGCUGGGGGCAGUGCGGGAGGCGCGUCCCUCCCAAUUAACGCAUUCCUUCCCUUCUCAACCCCAGGCCCCAAUUAACGCAGGCCAGCCCCCGGAGGACCACCCAGUGCUGGUGGCGCUGGGGGCAGUGCGGGAGGCGCGUCCCUCCCAAUUAACGCAUUCCUUCCCUUCUCAACCCCAGGCCCCAAUUAACGCAGGCCAGCCCCCGGAGGACCACCCAGUGCUGGUGGCGCUGGGGGCAGUGCGGGAGGCGCGUCCCUCCCAAUUAACGCAGCCCCAAUUAACGCAGUUCCUUCCCUUCUCGCUGGCCCAGCUCCUUGAGAGCCACCCUGGCCAGCCCCCGGAGGACCACCCAGUGCUGGUGGCGCUGGGGGCAGUGCGGGAGGCGCGUCCCUCCCAAUUAACGCAGCCCCAAUUAACGCAGUUCCUUCCCUUCUCGCUGGCCCAGCUCCUUGAGAGCCACCCUGGCCAGCCCCCGGAGGACCACCCAGUGCUGGUGGCGCUGGGGGCAGUGCGGGAGGCGCGUCCCUCCCAAUUAACGCAUUCCUUCCCUUCUCAACCCCAGGCCCCAAUUAACGCAGGCCAGCCCCCGGAGGACCACCCAGUGCUGGUGGCGCUGGGGGCAGUGCGGGAGGCGUGUCCCUCCCAAUUAACGCAUUCCUUCCCUUCUCAACCCCAGGCCCCAAUUAACGCAGUUCCUUCCCUUCUCAACCCCAGGCCCCAAUUAACGCAUUCCUUCCCUUCUCAACCCCAGGCCCCAAUUAACGCAGUUCCUUCCCUUCUCAACCCCAGGCCCCAAUUAACGCAUUCCUUCCCUUCUCAACCCCAGGCCCCAAUUAACCCAGUUCCUUCCCUUCUCAACCCCAGGCCCCAAUUAACGCAGUUCCUUCCCUUCUCGCUGGCCCAGCUCCUUGAGAGCCACCCUGGCCAGCCCCCGGAGGACCACCCAGUGCUGGUAGCGCUGGGGGCAGUGCGGGAGGCGCGUCCCUCCCAAUUAACGCAUUCCUUCCCUUCUCAACCCCAGGCCCCAAUCAACGCAGUUCCUUCCCUUCUCAACCCCAGGCCCCAAUUCACGCAUUCCUUCCCUUCUCAACCCCAGGCCCCAAUUAACGCAGUUCCUUCCCUUCUCAACCCCAGGCCCCAAUUAACGCAGUUCCUUCCCUUCUCAACCCCAGGCCCCAAUUCUCACAUGCUGGUGGCGCUGGGAGCAGUGCGGGAGGCGACGGGAAUCACCAAGCCGUGGCUGCUUCUUGAGAUGAGCACCUGA